Molecule: messenger RNA, 850 nt
Organism: Adineta ricciae
Lineage: Eukaryota; Metazoa; Rotifera; Eurotatoria; Adinetida; Adinetidae
Source: the annotation of a GenBank genome assembly
AUGAAAGUUAAACCAAAUGAUUUACUUGCGUACAGUGUAAGUAUCGAACAGGCUGACAAAUAUGCUGCUUAUCUAGCAACGGCAGUAAGUACAUCAGAUAAAAAUAACAUCACACUCUGUAUAUGUACGGAACAAAACACUUUUGAUACGGACAGAAUCGUUGAGGAGGUAACCAAUUGGCAUAAAUAUCAUGGGUAUGGAAAAAUGCAAUGUUAUGAAACAGUUCAAUGUGAUUCAGGUUUACGGUGUUUGGAUUGGCGAGAUAUUUGUGAUGGUAAGCAACAAUGCAUGUUCGGUGUUGAUGAAGAUAAUUAUGAUUUACUUGAAUUCAAUGAAUGUGAACCAGAUGAAUAUCGUUGCAGCAAUGGGAUGUGCAUUCCACAGGAAUACUUUCUCGACGGAGCAUUUGAUUGCAUGGACUUGACUGAUGAAAUCCUCAGAAAAAGUGUUAGUUUAGAAAAAGUUGACCAGACUCGAUUUCAAUGUUAUUUCGGUGCAUUACAUUUUAUUUGCGAUGAGAGCUUGUGCACUCGGGAUAAGGCAUCAUGUGGUGAUGGUCAAUGUUCAUUGUUAAUAAAUAUAUUCUAUGACGAUCCAAUGGUGUUUAGGAGUGCUACAUGUGCCAAUUUAAACGAAUAUAUUUACAAAUGUGAAACAUAUCCUCAUAUGUCUAUGUGGACAAAACCAGAUGGUAUGUGUGAAAUAAAGGACAUAUAUGAAACAGAGUUUAUUAAUCGUACAAAUAAAACAGAGUACUGCCAGUAUUUGGUUAAAUGUGCUUUAUCGAAGGGUUUCGAACGAUACUGCCCUUGUUCAUACAACUGUUCUGAACUAAUUCAGCAACACUGUC